Rotaria sp. Silwood1 is the source of this 825-nucleotide messenger RNA. Lineage: Eukaryota; Metazoa; Rotifera; Eurotatoria; Philodinida; Philodinidae. The record is from the annotation of a GenBank genome assembly.
AUGACAGAAAUUGACCUAUCUCAAACAAUCGAACGUUCAUUAAUAACUGGAUUGCUUGCGGGAUGUGCAGUUGAUUUGUUAUUAUAUCCAAUCGAUACAAUAAAAACUCGACUUCAACAAAAAAAAAAUCUUCAGGGAAGAUUUUUAUUUUCAUCAUUAUAUUCCGGUGUUGGUUCUGUAAUGAUCGGUAGUGGUCCAUCAUCAGCAUUAUUUUUUCUUUCGUAUAAUUUAACAAAACAAACUUUAAAUGUAUCAUAUUCCAGUCAAGUUCCUAUGAUAGCUGCUGCUUUUGGAGAAACUUGUGCAUGUCUUGUCCGUGUUCCUACUGAAGUUAUUAAACAACGAGCACAAGUUAAUCGAAAUUUACGUUUGUCAACAAUUGCUCGAUCAUGUCUUCGAAAUGAAGGUUUAUCAGGUCUUUACAGAGGAUAUUUUGCAACUUUAGCAAGGGAAAUUCCAUUUUCAAUGAUUCAAUAUCCACUCUGGGAAUUUUUUAAAGAAUAUCAAAGCAAAAAACAAGGUUAUCAAGUAUCUCCAUGGCAAGGAGCUUUAUGUGGAUCUUUAGCCGGUGGAUUAGCUGCAUCAAUUACAACUCCAUUAGAUGCCGCUAAAACUCGAAUAAUACUUGCACAUCAUUCUCAUCCUGAUGCCAGUUCUCAUUUCUUACGAAUAAUUAUAAACAUUCUCAAAACUGAAGGUUUUCCAGCUUUAUAUAGUGGUGUUGUUCCUCGUACUACGUGGAUCUCGAUUGGUGGUUUUGUUUAUUUCGGUGCUUUUGAAUUUGUGACAUCAUCGUUUUUUUGUAGCGAAAAUAUUAUUUGUUAG